Mya arenaria is the source of this 2113-nucleotide messenger RNA. Its product is annotated as sortilin-related receptor-like. The record is from RefSeq and is a predicted model, not a curated record. The transcript has 15 exons. Lineage: Eukaryota; Metazoa; Mollusca; Bivalvia; Myida; Myidae. Gene Ontology annotation, cellular component: plasma membrane. Bases 107 to 1864 code for a protein of 585 amino acids. Gene Ontology annotation, molecular function: protein binding.
UGUUUGAGUACCGUGUUCCGUUCCAUGUUCAAGUAUAAAUUGUUUAUAUAAGAUAAGGCAAGCCAGUCGUUUAUAUGUUUUGGAUGUUAAUUUACAUGAUAGAAACAUGCAAUUUAUUCAAGCCUGCACGUUGAUAUUGCUGUUUAGAAUUGCGGACGGGGGAACACUGCCUUCGAACACCGAAGAACAAUAUGGGGCACGUGAAUUGGAAGCAGAUAUUGACAUCCGAUUAGAUGAUAAUGAAGUGGAAAUUAAAGCUAUUGAAGAUACCAAAACGUUUGAUCAAAACUGUACGUUGACCAUCAAGAAGCAGGGAGUAGAAAUAAAGGAGGGUGACUACGUUACAGCUGUUCGCGGAGAGCUCAACCAGGUGUUCUGUAGCGCCUUUUGCACCGGUUCUGGAAUCACUCCGGCCCUAAAGUUCUACAAGGAAGGCAAACUUCUGUCGAGGAUUGCUAGCCAACGCCCUUAUUUUGUUUACACCACACAUGACCGGAACGCGAUCCUACACAUUGACGACAUGACCCGUCGUGACGAGGGUAAUUACACUUGCAAGGGCUGGCUUAAAGGACUCGGCUUCAGGGAAAAAUCAUUUAAGCUUGGGUUCCAAUGCCCCGCUGACCACAUUCACUGUGAUGUGAACACAUGCCUACACGAGAGCAACUUUUGUGACGGAAAACGUGACUGUGAUGAUGGGACAGAUGAACUCCAGUGUGCCAAUGCAACAGAGGUUUCAAAAAUAUGUCCUAAAGGCGAGUUUGAUUGUGAUGGGGGUCGAUGUUUCAGCCAAGACUACUGGUGUGACGAUUAUCCGGAUUGUGGCGAUGGAAAAGACGAAGCAGACUGUUUACAAGUAUUCAUUGCAGAUUGCAGUGGGCAUAUCUGCGAAAAUCAAGAUCUUUGUAUCAAUCAGGACCAAGUCUGUGAUGGUGUGGAGGACUGUUAUUUGGGUGACGACGAAAACGGUUGUGUCAUUUGCUCGGAGUCUGAAAUAAAGUGUGGGGAUGCAUGUGUUGAAAAGCAGCUCGUGUGUAGCGGCGAGGUGGAAUGCGUGGACGACUCAGUCUACUUUGAAUGUGACAACGAUCCAGCUUGCGCGGUGACGUGUGGGGACGGGAGGUGUCUGAAACGGGAGGAGAUCUGUGACGGGUUUGAGGACUGUCAGGACGGGAUGGAUGAGCGAGGGUGCCAAGGCUGUGAAUUUCCCUGUCCUCUGGAGGUAGGGAAGGCUGGCCAGCCUCAAUGUAUCGACCAGAGUCUCGUAUGUGACGGCGUUCUCCACUGCAAAGACGAGACUGACGAGCAAAAUUGCGACUCAGGCUGUGAUUUUCCCUGUGCUAUGGAGGUAGGAAGGGCUCAGUGUAUCAGCCAGAGUCUCGUGUGUGACGGAAUUCCUAACUGCCUUGACAUGACUGACGAACUAAGUUGCGGCUCAGAGUGUGAAUUCGAGUGCGGUAAUGGAGACUGUAUUCCGCGUAACUUCGUGUGUGACGGGUUCCAUGACUGUGACGACUCCAGCGACGAGACGGGAAACUGCACCUGUGGAACGGACCCGUUCCUAUGCAAGGAUGGAUCAUGCAUACUGAGAGACCAGGUGUGUGACCAGUUCGCGGACUGUGCACAGGAAGAAGACGAGCAAAAAUGCGGCUGUGGGACGAAUCCGUUCCUAUGCAACGAUGGCUCGUGCAUAGCGAGAGAAUUUGUGUGUGAUAGUUCUCCGGACUGUGCGGAGGAAGAAGACGAGUUCCAAUGCGAAAAUAAAGUUCCGUGUGCAGAAGGACAGUGGCGCUGCCCUGACGGAAGGUGUAUCGCCAACGACCAGGGAUGUGACGAGCAAGGGGGAUUUACUGCUGGAACUGUGUAGAUCCACUUUCAAAAAGACGUUGUUCACUGAAGGAAUAUAUUAUUGUCUUGUAUAUUAUUAACGAAACAAAUUUGAUUAAAACAUGUUUAAAUGAACUGGUUCAAACUGUUAAAAAUGCCGAAAUAACUUUUUGCAAACCCCGGUCCGUGAUUUUUUAAAACCAGCUUUCAGUUAAUGAAAUAUGUUUUUAAUAUUUACUAUCUUUGUGUAGUGUACUGAUUUGAAUAAAUACGCAUAUACAUUUAAAAA